UGCAGCCCCCGCCCUGCAAAAAGCCCGUUUUUAUUCCCGCCCGCCAUGUCUUUUGUUAUGGACAAUCCCGCGUAACGAUGACACAAUACGACAUUUACGGGUUGAAAGUAUAAAAAGAACGCUGGCAAAAACUAAAAGCGUUUCUGCCGCCUAUCAUCAUCAAAAGUGUCAAGGCUCUACCGUCCAGACAUUAUCAAAAACAUGCUAAAGGAAGUGCAUAAAGCCCUUGUCGACAGCCAAGUAAUUCCCGAUGUGAUAUCUGAUUUCACACCGACCAUCGCCUUGGACAUUUCGUACAAGAACAGAAAAGUAUCACUGGGGAAUGAAAUAUCCCCUUCCGAAGCUGAACAUGAACCAAAAGUCUCAUUCAGUCCACCGAAUCCCGAUGAUCUCUACACACUCGUCCUGGCUGAUCCUGAUGCCCCGUCUCGCGAGCAUCCCGCCAAGAGAUGCUGGCGUCAUUGGGUCGUAACCGACAUCACGCACGGUGACGUUAAAAAGGGAAAGGUUGUCACUUCCUAUCAUCCCCCCACACCGCCGAAAGGCACCCAUUUGCAUCGCUACGUGUUUAUCCUGUUUGCUCAGUCGAAAUCGUUGAGGCAUCUUAAAUUACCAGAGGAUCGCGGUGGAUGGCAUGUACAGGAAUUUGCAGACCAGUAUGACUUGAAGCCUGAGGGAGCAAACUUUUUCGUUUCACAGCACGAGUGACAACGUAGGAUAUCCAUAAAUGCUGGCAUUUCAGUUUCUGCAAAAAUCAAUAAAUAAUGAUCAUUUUGAACGCAA
Molecule: messenger RNA, 783 nt
Organism: Spizellomyces punctatus DAOM BR117
Lineage: Eukaryota; Fungi; Chytridiomycota; Chytridiomycetes; Spizellomycetales; Spizellomycetaceae
Exons: 3
Coding region: 202-708 (168 amino acids)
Source: RefSeq, a predicted model, not a curated record